This is a messenger RNA of Trematomus bernacchii (emerald rockcod), 1497 nucleotides long. RefSeq names its product beta-1,4 N-acetylgalactosaminyltransferase 2-like. The record is from RefSeq and is a predicted model, not a curated record. Gene Ontology annotation, biological process: UDP-N-acetylglucosamine metabolic process; UDP-N-acetylgalactosamine metabolic process. NCBI's taxonomy places the organism in Eukaryota, Metazoa, Chordata, Actinopteri, Perciformes, Nototheniidae.
UGACCCCCACCUUCAUCCCAGGUCUAGCAGUGCAUGCAGAACAAAGAAGCAACUACACGGUCUCCUUGGAAGUGUCGGAAGGAGUCCUGAGAACAACUAUUCCAGCUAAAGGAGUGCAGGUAAAAGUGACAGGUAAUGGUGAGAGCCGACUGAUGGUGGAGUCCAGCAGCCUGGAGGCCCUCAAUGAGCUGCUGGCUGAUGUGUCCUAUAACAGCACUAUUUACCACAUACACACCGGAGACCUCGCAACCUUCCAGUUUGAGGACCAUGAAGCUGUGUUUCCCAUUACCAUCAAACAGCCUCAACCUCCAGUCCUGUACGACAUGGGAAAAGAUAUCAACUCUCAAGUCACCAUCAUCACAAAGACGUUCCUGCGCUACCCAGAACUCAAUGUGUUGUUGAAAACCAUCAGAGAAUUCUACAAAGACAUUGAAAUCAUCAUUGCAGAUGACAGCAUGGAACCAGAGAAAAUUACAGGACCUCACAUCCAGCCAUUUAUCAUGCCUUCCAGCUAAGGGCUGGUUGCUGGCAGGAACCUGGCGGUCUCCCAGGUCACCACCAAGUACUUCCUGUGGGUGGACGAUGACUUCCUGUUUACCAAGUUGACCAAAAUCGAAAGCUUGGUGAAGGUGAUGGAGGCUGGUCCAGAACUGGACGUGCUUGGCGGUAAAGUACAAGGAGACCAGUUUUAUUUCUCUCUCAUCUAUGAGGAAGGAGACGAAAUGGAAGGUGGCUGCAUGUACAGGAAGUCCAGAGGGAGGUACCGCUCUCUUCCUGGUUACCCAGAAUGCUCAUUGGUCAGUGGGGUGGUCAACUUCUUCCUGGCUCGUACAGAUGCCGUACAGAGGGUGGGAUUCGACCCUCAGCUCAAGAGGGUAGCACACUCAGAGUUCUUUAUGGAUGGCCUGGGCUCCUUGAUGGUGGCAACAUGUGGCCAUGUGUCUGUUUCCCAUCAGGCCAGACUCAAACACAAUGACACCAAGCUCUACAAAGCGUUCAGAUACCCUCCAAAGAGUGAUGUGACCUCAAAGCUGCAGCUUCACUUCUUCAAAAAUCACCUGAAGUGUAUAAAAUAUGGAUAAUGUAUUAAAGUAACCUAUAUGUUAAUUUUUGAUUCAAGAUUCAAAGAUGUAUUGUCAUAUACACUACUACGGUGAAGAUAUGCAAUGAAUGAAACACUUAGGUCAAAGGUUCCUCAACAGUGUAAUUAAAAGAUAUCCAAUUCUUCUUUUUUUUUAAAUAAAUAAAGCUCAGGAGUUUGUAUUUAUCAUUAAUGAUGGUCAUAUUAUGUAUUGUGCUUUUUUACAUUGUGUUAAGUAGCCUACUGUCACUGUGUUAAACUGCACUAUAUAGUAUUGGACAAAAGCUCUCAUGUUAUCUUACAAUAUAACAAGGUAAGGGAAAUGAUAAGAAAGUAAACCAAUGUUGUUUGAUACGUUGUUGAACCACAAGUGGGGUAUUUACUGACCUACUGCCAGUGACGUGUGGUGAGGUUCA